This is a messenger RNA of Leptidea sinapis, 1633 nucleotides long. RefSeq names its product protein takeout. The transcript is spliced from 6 exons. The record is from RefSeq and is a predicted model, not a curated record. NCBI's taxonomy places the organism in Eukaryota, Metazoa, Arthropoda, Insecta, Lepidoptera, Pieridae. The coding region runs from base 114 to 878 and encodes 254 amino acids.
GAGACUUUGAAUCGAAACAUUGCGCUUCGGGAAGUUCUGCGCGGCACACGUAAGUCGCAACUUAUACAUCGUCUUUCGUAAUUAAUUUCACCGCGAAUUAUUUAUUUUAAAAAAUGAAAUACCAAAUAUUAAUUCUUAUUGCCGCUGUGAUAGCUCCGAGCACAUCGAAUACACAAAUCUUCGGAGGGAAAUGCUCGAAACAAGAUCCAAAUGUAGACGACUGUCUUCUGCGAAGCUUCAACAACCUGCUGGACCAUCUCAAAUCAGGUGCACCUGAACUUGAUAGUGAAGGGUCGGACACGAUCGUCAUAGAUGAGCUGUCGAUAGCCCUGGGCGGGGGUCCCGACGGGUACCGAGCUUCCUUCAAGGACAUUCACGCCUCCGGAGUCAACAACAUGACCAUCACCAACGUCAGGUCAGACCUGGACACCCACCAGUUCCAGCUGACGAUGUACGGCCCCCACAUCAGUGCGAAGGCGCGCUACCGCUCCUCAGGAGUGCUUCUGCUGGUACGAGCAUCAGGCGGUGGUGAUUACUGGGGAGAAUACGAUGGCGUAAAGUCUAAGAUAUAUUUCCGGGGUGAGCCUUACACACGCGAUGGAAAAACUUAUCUCAAACUGAAGCAGCUUAAACUGGACUUCUCCGUGAAGAACAUACAAAUGGGAGUCGAGAACCUGCACAACAGCAACUCAGUACUGCAAGCUGCACUAAAUCUGUUUAUAAACACAAACGCACAAGAGCUACUUAAAGAGAUGAAACCAGAACUAAAGCGGGACUUAGCAGAGAAGAUGUCCAGGUUCCUCGACAGGAUCCUCGAGAAGAUUCCAUACGACGACCUAAUCUCCGAUGACGAAGAAGAGGAGGAAGAGGAAGAAUAGAACUAUUAUUUAGAUUCAGGGCCGAUUGAGAUAUAAUAAAAAUCAAAAUAGAAGAUUUAAUCUAAUAGAUUUGAUAGGUUCGCUAUUGCACCAUUAUGACAAUGUUGAAUAGUAAAUAUUUUGGUAUUUUCUUUGAUUAAAGUGAGUGUUACACAUUUAAAUAAAAUACUUUUCAAAGGAUGAAAACCCGUGUAAUUGAAACCGUACUUUUACAUAAGGUUCUUGCGUAAAAGUUACAUUUUUAUUAUUAUUUUAUUUAACCAGACGUUUCGUGACCCAUUCACUUUAUCAGGGGGACUGAUAAUAAUAAUAAUAGAAAUGUAACUUUUAUGUAAAAAAAUCUAAAGAAAAAAUACAGUUUCAAUUACACGCGUUAUAAUCCUUUGAAAAGUAUUUUAUUUAAAAGCAUUUUUUUUUUUCACUUUUGUUAUUUUGACAAAAUUUUACAGGAUCUUAAAAAGCAAUAUAAUUUAAUACAAUGUCAUAAUGUAAAUUAAAUGUAGCAUUAGUUUUAUAAUUACUAUAUUGUUAAAUGGAGGAUUUUAAAUGAAAACUUAAGUGGUGCUGUAAUUUUGAGAAUUAUUUAAAUUCAUAGAUAUUAAUUACGAUCAAUCCACUGAGCCAGUUUCUAAAAAAAUAAUGAGAAUCAUUCGGGUAAUGAACUUGUUCUAAAUUAUUUAUUUAUAUAGGUGUAAAAAAUAUUUCUAGUUAAAUGGAUGUUUUUAAAUCCAGUAAUUAAACAAUAAGAACAAUUA